Danaus plexippus (monarch butterfly) is the source of this 512-nucleotide messenger RNA. RefSeq names its product cystatin cpi-1-like. NCBI's taxonomy places the organism in Eukaryota, Metazoa, Arthropoda, Insecta, Lepidoptera, Nymphalidae. The record is from RefSeq and is a predicted model, not a curated record. Bases 47 to 454 code for a protein of 135 amino acids. Gene Ontology annotation, molecular function: cysteine-type endopeptidase inhibitor activity. The transcript has 2 exons.
AUUAUUAUUAUGUUUUCAUAUUAAAUUACCAGCACAACAGACCAGUAUGAUUCGGACUAACUGUAUUUUUACUCUACUUAUUCUUACGGUCACCAUCAUGUUGACAGAGGUCAGCUCUGAACAUUUUGGACCUGUAGUAGAGGAUCCAAACUUACCUAAGUAUUAUGCGAUGUCAGUGGAUUCUUUGAACCAAUAUGAAGAAGAGAACGGAUUGAAAAAUCACCAUGCCGUCGUAAAAGUAAUAAAAGUUGUUACUUCAGUCGUUGCGGGACUUUUAACCACUAUAGACUUCUACGCAUCAAAGACAGUGUGUAAAUCUAGCUUGUAUGAAUUGGUCCCACCGAAUUGUCCACUAGACAAUGUAUCUCCCUUGUUGCUCUGUCAAUCACAAUUGUGGUCAAGACCAUGGCUCAACAAGAGAGAGAUCAUCAUCGAGUGUAGUAAGGCCAUUUAAGUUUUUACAAUACUGUUGAUGUUGAAGAAUGAUGUACACAUUUAUAAUAUUUCGAAUU